CGCUCAGUGGGCAAAAGCCUUUCCAGACUGGUCCCUGAAAGCAUCGUGCGUACAGAUGCCUGCUGGUUGCCAUGGUGAAUGAUGCUGAUCUGAAGAAAUGAAUAAUGUGAGCGUUGGGGGCGACAGUGGGAUUACUCAGACAGUGGCGAGAGGCAUCAAGGAGAGCCCAGAGCAGCGGAGGGGAGAAGGCUCCGUCCCUUCAGCUUUGGUCCACUCUGUCCCUGCCUCUGCAGGCUGCGUUCUAACCAGAUCCACCGCGAGCAUCAGAAUCAGGAUGAACAUCGAGGUUGGGAACGUUUCUCACACAGGAGCCAUCAUUUCCUGGUCAUCCUCGGAGCCCUGCCUGGAGGACUAUUACCAUAUUAUGUAUAGGCCCAACUGGAAUAGCAUCUUUUCCGGCUAUCUUCGCUACAGCUUCCACCACGAGGAGAAGGUGCCUCGAACCAUCAGCUCCGUGGUGCUGGAACACCUCGCCCCUUCCACUCUCUACUUCCUCUGCAUUAGCUGCAAGAAGGCUGCCUUCCCCUAUAGGCACUACUGCACCAUGUUCCAUACCCUGGAUAAGAGUCCGCUGGCAGCUGGGAGCUCGCUGGUGGACCCCCAGAUCUCCCUGUGGGUGUUGAUGGCCAUUCUGCUGGCCUGCUUCACAGCCGUCUUAGCUUUCAUCUGUCUCCAGUUCUGGUGCAUCCGUUGCCAUGAGCCUCGAUGGUCUUACAGAGCUGGCCACAUGGAGGAAGCCAAUGGGUUGGUGAGAUGGCCAGAGGAGGCCCCCGCCCUUGGGCAGAGAGAGGAAGACCUGCAGGGCCUCCCCCUGGUGGAAAUGCCGCGCAAGAACUCCGGAGCAGAAGCAGAACCAGAUGCCGAAGGGGAAGCCAACCAGGAAGAUGACGGGGCUGAUGAGGAUGCCGCUAAUCAGGAUGUCCCCGACGUGGGGGCCUUACUGCAGGGUGGGGGGGGCGAUCAUGCUGCCAUGCUGCCUCAUUUUAAGGAGUGAGGGUUAGGGAGGAGGCGGCCUGCAUCCCGUAGCUUAAAGCCCUCCCUACAGUAGAUCUUUCGUAAACAUGUGUUCCUAGACCACCCUUACACCUCCCCUCAACGUUCUUGUCGAAGCUGUCCAGGGUCAGUGCUUCUGUGGGUCACGCGGGUUGGACGAAUGCCCUAUGACAAAGCUUCUCAAGCUGCAAAGCUUAUACCCCCAGAGUAUGCCAAAGGAGAACACGGCGUCUCUCAGGAGUGUCUGUUUAGGGGACCCCCGUUAGGAAUGGAAAACAGCAUUUUAACGCUUAAACAAACAUGAAUAUAUUAUGGCACAGAAAGCAAAAUUUGCAUGACUUAAUAAAACACAGUACUUUGAGGAAACUUUUGAGUUAAAGAUGGGCUCUUUGGGGGUAUGUUGUCAGUCAGCAGAGGCGGACAUCCUGUCCCCUCUGCUGUUGGGGGGAUGAUUUUGGAAAGACUGGGAAGCCUUGCUCUACAGUGUUGUCCGGCUUUCAGGCUAUCAUAUACCACCUUGUACCCCAUCUCCAUUUUGUUUAAACCACAGGCGAUCUUUACUAUUAUUAACAACAUUUUUCUUUAAAUCAACUCAUUUUUAAAACCUAAACUGGAUUUUAAAAGAUAGACUUAUAUGACUCCAUAAAUGAAAAACCAGUACCCUGGAAACAAAAUAACAUUAAGCCUGACUUAGAUUCUAUGGCCUACUAAUGACUCUGAGCUUAAGGUCUGCUCUCUUAGCUUCGACAAAAAAGGAAAUUGGAGAGCAGAAAGUAUUAAAGACAUAUAAGCAUCAACAUAAAUGUGUCUUUCUCCUUGUUAUAAUCACAAGGUUUGAAAGACAUUUGGAAAGGGGUGUGUUGUUCUUACUUUGUGAGUCAGGGUCAUUCAAUGACAUUUCUGUGAACUAUCCAAAAUGCUGGUUCCAAGUGUCCCUUGUUUAGAGAAAGCUGCCAGAAAGACUGGCUGUCCUCGAGAGGACAUAUGCACUGUCCCAGCAUCAUCCCAAGACGUCUAAGCCUGCCGUAGGCCUAAGUGGUGGAAGCACACGGGUUCACCACACUUCCCAGUUGAGGGCUCCCUGACCUAGAGGAAUACCUUUUCUUAUAUGUAUUCAGUUCUUCUGGGUCCAUCUGGGCUUACUUUUUGAAAAUGGGGUCAAAGGUGGCCAUUUCUAUUCCAUCACAAAGGAAAACAUUGGCUUUGUUUUCGUGGACAUGUUUCCCUCUCACAGUGGCAUUCUUCCCCUGCAAACCCACAGGGUAAGAAACAGAUCUCCUACAUCUAUCACAGUGUUGGUGAGACUCUGUGAACACUGCCCUCUGUCCUCACCACGGGUAUAGAAAUUCGAGGAGGGUAGAGAUGGUGUUUGUUUUAAUCUCUGAUACAUCCCCAGCAUGCAGAAUCUAGUCCAAUGUCUGGCUUAUUGUGGGCGCUUAAUAAAUGUUUGCUUCAUGAAUGGCAAAGGACUGAAGGUCUAGAACGGGGCACCAUUUGGGAGGCCUGGUUAAUGUCAGGAUGCAUACUAUGAACGAAGCAGCAGAGAGACGACAGAAGACCCGUCUCCCAGCUCUAGCUCCAGCCUUCUGGGAUUUCCUUCAAAACUAUACCUUCCCCAAGGCUACCUCUCAGCAAAACCCUUGCCUUUCCGGAGCACAAAAUCCCAGAAUCUCACGACCACUCUGCAGUGAAUCAGCUGAGUAACAGGAGGACACAGGAUGAAGAUGAGAAGCCCCACACACUUACUUCCCUGCUCGCCUCAGUGAAAUCCUCCCAAAUAAUUCUCACCCAGCAACCCCCCUGCCAAGUCUGCUUUACCCCCAGCCUUGCUAGCUGUGCACAAAUAAAGACGAGUAUACUUACA
Messenger RNA from Mustela lutreola (European mink), 2857 nucleotides. It is a transcript of the gene FNDC9, whose product is annotated as fibronectin type III domain containing 9. The coding region runs from base 98 to 994 and encodes 298 amino acids. Lineage: Eukaryota; Metazoa; Chordata; Mammalia; Carnivora; Mustelidae. The transcript has 2 exons. Gene Ontology annotation, molecular function: protein binding. The record is from RefSeq and is a predicted model, not a curated record.